Rhodamnia argentea is the source of this 951-nucleotide messenger RNA. RefSeq names its product dirigent protein 17-like. The record is from RefSeq and is a predicted model, not a curated record. The transcript has 2 exons. Bases 174 to 644 code for a protein of 156 amino acids. NCBI's taxonomy places the organism in Eukaryota, Viridiplantae, Streptophyta, Magnoliopsida, Myrtales, Myrtaceae.
ACUCAUGACUCUCUCUCUCUCUCUCUGUCCUGUUUCUUGGACGAUCUCUGCUGCGAAUUUCCGGCGACCAAUCAUCGUUCGAUUGGUGCACGUUCUUGGAUGAUCUGUGCUGCGAGUUUAUAGGCGACCAAUCGUCGUUCGAAGUGUCCCAGGAUAUAUAAAGACAACCAUAGAUGGAAGAAACGUGCAAAGAACUAGAUUUAAACUCAUCGUCGGCAGGGGUGUAUGUCUUGCCAGGAGAACCAGCUAUAGUAAUUAAUGGGGUGCCAAAGUUGAACUCUAGCAAUGGCCCUCCUGCUUUUUCUGAUUUCAAGCAUGAGGCGAAGUUUCCUGGCUUCCAAGGUUUUGGUGAAUGGAUAGAAGGGAGAGAAGUUUGGAAACUGUUUGAAGGGAGAUAUUUUUCUGGUACUGUUGUGCAGUUUGAUAAGGAAACCGGCUGGUACAGGGUGGUCUACGAAGACGGUGACUCUGAAGAUCUUGAGUGGCAUGAGCUGGAAGAUAUUCUACUUCCUUUGGACAUCACGGUUCCUCUGAAAUUGCUGGCACUGAAGGUUAUCAGGAAAGGCCAGAAACCCACUAACAAAAGUCGAAGGAGCUUAUUGCCGUAUCAAAAAGGUAAGGCCUAUAAUAUGGGAACAGGGUGAAGGUAAGUGAGGGCGGUCGAGGAAGCUGGUCGCUGGAAUCAUACCUUCUGAGUGCAGACGCUGAGCAUCGCGGAUUGCCCAAAGGAUGGUAAAAUUACCAUAGGAAUAUGAAUGAACUGUAAAUGGUUUUGUGCCUCAAUUAUUUUGCUCCCUAUCUUAGGUGUCAUUUUGCUUCAAAUCUCGUCUUUGUUAAAUUGAGAUGAACAGAUAUUAUUACACUUGAUCUCAACCAGAAGGCCGAGAAAGGUACCUGUUUGUCUUUCUUCUCUUUGCUUGGAAUCAUCCAAGAAAAGAGGUGCCUAAAAAA